Cylas formicarius (sweet potato weevil) is the source of this 803-nucleotide messenger RNA. RefSeq lists its product as uncharacterized. The coding region runs from base 35 to 709 and encodes 224 amino acids. The transcript is spliced from 4 exons. The record is from RefSeq and is a predicted model, not a curated record. NCBI's taxonomy places the organism in Eukaryota, Metazoa, Arthropoda, Insecta, Coleoptera, Brentidae.
ACAGUUUUAUACGCUUGAAAAAAAAAUUAACAUUAUGUCGCUCCAAGAUCUCCACGCGAGAUUCCUGGACAACGUCGCGUCCAAAUUCAAAUUAACACCCACUCCAAUUUCAAUUCUGCCCACUGUUAUAUUCGCAACUUGCUCUUUCGCCCUGUUACAUUGGCAGUUGCAUCAACGUGGUCCCGUCUCGUCCGGAGGCUGGAAAGGUGAAGUGUUUACGGAAAUCGCAUUCCACUGCGCUUUCUUCUACACGACGAGGCUUUGGUUCGCGCUGUUGAAGUUCAUGAGGUGGUUCCUCGAUAUCUGCGACGCUUACGUCGAGGCCAACUCCUUGAGGAACGAAGUAUAUAUCAACAAAAUGUCUUUACGUUUUUGCGCCUUCACCAUUGUGCUCGGUUUAUCGUUGUUGCCGGCCAUGGCAAUAUAUGUCAAAUACGCUAAAAGCAGGGAAGUUCCGGACAUCCUCAUUUGGGUGGCCGAGGAUCCGUGGUUAAGGAGCGAAAUAGGGUCGUCGGGCCAUUACUUGGAGAGACCUCCGCCCAUGGAGGUGGCUUCGAACAGUCCGAACGCGGUUUCCUACAGAUCCAGAAGAUCGUCCAGCGUUGACGCGACGAUAUCGUUGAUGCCGAAACAAUCCGACGUGUUGAGACCGUGCAGGUCUUUGACUGAUCUCAGGGUGACCAAGUCGAUAGAAGAUGUGAUCGGUUAAAAAGACGACAGCGGAAAACAAUAUGUUUUGACGAAAAAUAAACACAAGACCCGUGUGAAGCGGAGACGUACUCGAAACAUAUGUCUUGCGGACA